Sodiomyces alkalinus F11 is the source of this 514-nucleotide messenger RNA. RefSeq lists its product as hypothetical. Bases 143 to 430 code for a protein of 95 amino acids. The transcript has a single exon. Lineage: Eukaryota; Fungi; Ascomycota; Sordariomycetes; Glomerellales; Plectosphaerellaceae. The record is from RefSeq and is a predicted model, not a curated record.
GCCGCAUGAUUAGAUCGUUGUACGAUGUAUCCGUAGGUGCUACGGAAUAAUUACUCUGUCCAACGUACAUACGUUGUACAACGUACAUUAGUAGGUGUCUGGUGGUUCAGUCUUUAGAUAUCUGCAGGGUCCAGCGAGACGCAUGCUCAGGCCCCUGCUUGCAUGUUCACCGUCCAAUGGGAAGCCACCCGGAGAAGACGUGCCACGCCCCGCCGGCCCUUGUGAGUUAUUAGUGGGGUCCGGCCCGGGGUAUGGCCCGGGUUUCGGGACGCGCCGAGGACGCCUAAUUUGUGCCGAGAUAUCUAAUUUGGAAAUACUACCCGAAUGCCGGCCCCAACCCAACCCAGACGGAACUUGCUUCUCACGCUACGUCGUGCCCGGCGAUGGCUGCUCCUCCUUGGGAGCGGCCCAUAGCCUAACCAAUGCCUAGAUUGAGAGCUUCAACACCGAAACAUGGGGUUGGGAGGGGUUUUCCAAUGUGCAAGCGUACCAGAACAUUUGCCUGAGUACCGGU